Molecule: messenger RNA, 1074 nt
Organism: Melitaea cinxia (Glanville fritillary)
Lineage: Eukaryota; Metazoa; Arthropoda; Insecta; Lepidoptera; Nymphalidae
Gene: purple
Product: 6-pyruvoyl tetrahydrobiopterin synthase
Exons: 4
Coding region: 119-613 (164 amino acids)
Biological process (GO): tetrahydrobiopterin biosynthetic process
Cellular component (GO): mitochondrion
Molecular function (GO): 6-pyruvoyltetrahydropterin synthase activity
Source: RefSeq, a predicted model, not a curated record
UAUUUGAAGUUGAACUUGAACAGUUGUUCCACGGUCCGGUACUAUUUCGCUUGCUAAUAAGUCGAGAUUGUUUUUAUAAUUUUACCUUAUUCUAAGUGGAAGUAAAAUUUCGUUUAAAAUGGCAAAUCUACCUAUUGUUUCGAUUACACGUCGUGAAACUUUUAGUUCCUGCCAUAGACUGCAUAGUCCAUUUCUAAGCGAUGAAGAAAACCUAAAGUUGUAUGGCAAAUGUAAUAACCCUAAUGGACAUGGACACAAUUAUGUUGUAUUGGUAACAGUAAAAGGACCAGUCGACCCCCAGACAGGGAUGGUGAUGAAUGUACAUGAUCUAAAACAGUACAUGCAGCAGGCGAUUAUGGACCCACUCGACCAUAAGAAUUUAGACCAAGAUGUACCUUAUUUCAAAGCUGUGGUGAGCACAACAGAGAACUUAGCAAUAUUUAUUUGGGAUCAACUACAAAAAAUUAUGGAUAAACCACAGUUGUUGCAUGAAGUUAAAAUAUUAGAAACUGAGAAGAAUCACGUUGUCUAUCGUGGCGGCUCUACAUAUCGAAGAAAGAAAUUUGACUGUCUGCAAUCAAAUCACCAUGAUGUCUCCUCUGACUCAGACUGAUUUACAUUCAAUUUUUAAAAAAUCAUUCUUUGACCCUAAUUGAAUUUAUUUUGAUCUGAUAUUUUUAUAUCAAUGUAAUUUUUAUAUUUGACAACAUUCCUUGACAACUUUCAUAAAUUUUUAUUUUUAGGAAUAAGUGAAAGUCAUGACAACUAUGAAUUAGUUACUGUUAAUUAUAAUUUUAUAAAAGAGUAGUUAAAAAUAAUAAAAAAGGUAUUUUAUUUUUUCAGAAUUAUAUUUUUACAAACCCAGAGCCAUAAGAGUAGCAAAUUAAAACAUUUAAUCCUAAAAAAUACUAUCACCUAUACACUGGAUUCUAAUCUUUUACUUUAAAUAUCUAGAAAUACAAUAGCUAAGAAACACACUACCAGUCCCGGUAUAAUCAGUUUAUUGUAAAAUUGCACAUAAAAACUUCUUAAAAAUUUUUAUGAUAUAAAAUAAAUUUCAUUUCCUAUGUUUUA